CUACACUAUUAUGGCAUCGCUUGACAUAAGUCUAUUUGAAGGGACGAAUCUUAUCGCUCCUCCUGAAGAGAAUGUGCUUAAGCGUAUCCAUCUUGCCACUCGUGGUACCGGCAACAGGUCUUCACUUGCGAGGGCACUGAAUGAAUGCUGUCGUAAUCGUCGUUACUUUACUGAAGGCUCAAUACUACGUGUAAAACUAUGCGAAACGUUUGAUGACCUCGGUCAGGAUGCCACAUUUGACAACGUAUCCGCUGCGUCGUACGCAGCAUCUACCGAGGAAAGAACUUCAUCCUCUUCGCGUAGCUAUGGGUCAUACAUAUCUUCAUGUAAUGAAACGAAUAAUUCCAAUAACGGGAGGAAAAACAUCUCCCGUUGUAUAAGUUAUUCUUCUGAAUGGUCCUCUGAUGAAGAGGAGGAAGGCGCAGGUCACCUUAUUGAUGAAUCCCAUACAUCACCUCCUGAGGAUGGCACAAUGUUAUCUACUUUACUAAACGCUGCGGCAUCAUUUACCCGUGCGUUUUCUAUAUCGGACGAUCGCAAUGAGUAUGUAAAUUACGUUGUUGUAAAGUGUGAACCCCAAAGUGGUUACAUCGAUGACGAUACUAUCAUUCAUCUAGAUGACAGUUUACCUGAGUUGGAGCGAAUAACUCUGUUAUGGGACGCAGGUGAUAAAAAUCAUUUUGUUCGGUGCAUGGACUACUUUUUGAAUCAUCGUUACAGUUACCUUAUGUGGUUGCGUAAUGUACUGGAUGAACAACGUUUAUCAGGUCCCUUCCGGGUUAAUUCGCAAAACUCGCUAACCGAUUCAUAUUGUGUUAAGAAGACGCUUUUCUUGGAAAAACUGGACAAAGCCAGUCUAAAUGUAGAUGAUACUACAUAUCUGGAUCUUGGGUCCCGCUUACGCCGUUUUUAUGAGAACGUUUUCGUUGCCUUGCUCCAAAACACGUUGGGAUCUUCUACUCGUGUAUAUCACGCUGGACAGUUUGUAACUGUGCGUGAUUUACAUUUUUUUGUGUCAGACACUCGCCCUAAUAAAUGCCUUGGGGUAAUUACGCCUUCCACUGACAUAUAUAUUGGUAUUGACAUGGUAGGUGUUUGCAAGUCGAUAUCUGUGGCUCCUUUGUUGGAUACCUUACCUAGUACUUAUGAAUAUGACCUUAUGAAGGAUUACGUCAAGCCUUAUUUCCAUCGUUAUAGCGCUUAUACAUAUGCUAUUGGGGAUUCAUUCAGGUUUCACGGUGUACAAUUCCGUGUGGUAGACGUGGUAAGAAAGCACGAUGAAUUCUAUACAUCAUUUAUGGAUUACCAUUAUACAAGAUCCAGGCAAGGCAAAUGCUCUCGUGUUGGUAAGCGCAGUGUUAUAACUGUACUUGAUCCUGUAAGGCCUCAGUUAACUGACAUUUUAACUGGGAGUCAAAUCCGUUCCAUGCAACGUUGUGCUCCGAAGCAGCGUGACCUUCUGAUGUGCAGAUUUUUACGUGAGAUGGACGACGAAGCUCUUGACCGUAUAUCUCACAAUGACGAUAAUUACCUUUGGAAUUUUACUUUGGGUUGUUUGUCCACUAGUGACUCCACAUCUAUGGACCGUGUGGAAUCUUCUGCGGGUCCCGGUGUUCAACAAUAUAACAUCGUUGAUAUGGCAGGUUCUCCAUCGUCUACUUCAUCUGAUGCUGUGACUUGCUCAGUAUGUUGGGAAGCAAUCGAUCAAAGCAACAGUUGUAGCGUUUUCAGGUAUACGUGUGGCCACAUAUUCCACAAAAAAUGCGCCAAUGCUUGGACGAACAGGCGUAAAUUUUCAUGUCCUAACUGUAGGCAACGUGAUCAACGGUUAAUAAAAACGGUUGGCAUUGAUGAGUUAGGUCAAUGGAGUUCAUCUGAUAUAGAGGAUAACGUUUGGUCUGAUGCGUACUUUCCUAGUCGUUCACUUUCCAUUGAGAGCUUAUCUGGCAUGUCUGAUUUGAACGCUUGGUUCAAUUCGCAAGAAUCGUAAAAAAUAUUGAUACCAUUAAUCUAAAUUAUAU
This is a messenger RNA of Babesia bovis T2Bo, 2021 nucleotides long. RefSeq names its product Ring finger domain family protein. The record is from RefSeq and is a predicted model, not a curated record. The transcript has 2 exons. NCBI's taxonomy places the organism in Eukaryota, Apicomplexa, Aconoidasida, Piroplasmida, Babesiidae. The coding region runs from base 11 to 1990 and encodes 659 amino acids. Gene Ontology annotation, biological process: protein ubiquitination. Gene Ontology annotation, molecular function: ubiquitin protein ligase activity.